Messenger RNA from Galleria mellonella (greater wax moth), 954 nucleotides. RefSeq lists its product as uncharacterized. The coding region runs from base 1 to 954 and encodes 317 amino acids. NCBI's taxonomy places the organism in Eukaryota, Metazoa, Arthropoda, Insecta, Lepidoptera, Pyralidae. Gene Ontology annotation, molecular function: catalytic activity. The transcript has a single exon. The record is from RefSeq and is a predicted model, not a curated record.
AUGGUGUCCUCUACUCCUCCCCUCUCCGGGAAGACUAAAAUCAUACAGAUCAACCUCCAGCACAGCCAAACUGCAACGGCUUCCUUACGCAGAGUGCUGGAAAACAACACACAGACCAUAUCACUGAUCCAAGAGCCGUGGAUCAGGAAAAACAGGAUAUGUGGUCUUGGAAACAGCGGAGGAAAACUUCUUCUAGACACCUCCGUAAGUAAACCGAGAACAUGUAUACUAGUACCGAAACAUGUACCAACAUUACUAAUCAACGAAUUCUGUUCAAGGAACCUGACAGCAGUCAGAUUAACUAGGACAGAACAGCAUCUCCCGGAUAUUGUCCUUGCCUCCGCAUACCUGCCGAGCGACGAGGACAUACCAACUCCGGAGCUCAACCUAUUGGUCGAGUUUUGUGAGAGGGAGAAGCUGGAUCUGGUCAUCGCUGCCGACUCCAACGCGCAUCAUACCCUUUGGGGUAACGGCAAGUGCAAUAACAGAGGUGAGGAAAUGCUGCAUUUUAUUUUUAGUAAUAACCUUACUCUAAUUAACAAAGGUUCUGAACCUACCUUUAUAAACGCUCGAUCACAAACUAUUAUAGAUUUAACUCUAACGACUGUUGGUAUUUCGGAAUCUGUUUGUGACUGGCAUGUAUCCAAUGAAAUAUCAUGCUCAGAUCAUAGAUGGAUUCGAUUCUCCAUUAAUAUGGAGUUGCCCAAACCACAGCCUAGACGUAUACCUCGAAGGACUGACCAACAUAAAUUUCUUACACUGGUCAGGGAAAAAUUUGACAAUCAACUGCCACUACUAGACGAUUUAGCGGUAACAGAUCUGGACGAUAGUGCAAACUACAUCACGUCCAUUUUAACCUCAAGCUAUGAACAGUCCUGUGCCCUAACCACACCACAGUAUGGGGGAGGCAACACUGGUGGUGUCCAAAAUUGGAAAGACACCGUCGUAAGUUAA